UGUAAAUAAUUUUCCAAACGUAAUAAGGGAUGUUCACUUAUAGAAAGUCCAGGAGAUGAAGAUUCAUCAUCAAAUAUGGGCGAAUCAAUAGAUCCAGAUGCAGAUGCUGAGGUGGAAGAAAAGGGACGGGUGAAAAUGGGGGAUAGUGAGCAUCUGUAGAGCCCUGUUAAGGAGAAGCAUGAGGAGGCAGAGGAAGACGAUGAUGAAGAGGAAGAGGAGGAGAAUGAGAUAGAGAUUCAAAAGAAAGGGUAGGUUGAAAUGUCAGAUCAAUCAGAGUUUGCUGAUAGAUCAGGAGAGAAGCCUAGUCAACAAUCUCAGCCUGGACUAGCAGGGAAUGCAGGUGCAGUGGACCAAAUGCAUAUCGAGAAGGGACAUGCAAUAGGGCAACAUGAGGAAGAAACUCAAAAAGUUCAGCAAAAUAAGAAUAAGGAAUCACAAGAAGGAGAGCAGAAGGCUAUAAUGUUUCAGAAGUUCCAUUCUGAAAAUCCUUUGCUUCUAAAUGUGUGCAGAACUCUCUUCCCUGGCAACCAUAAAUAUGUCUGGAGUGGACCUCGCGCACUGGUUCAGCGUGAAGGUUCCCGUCGUAGAAGUUGUAUUGAUGCUGCUAUUGAAAUUUUGAUGAAGUAGGUACGUUUUGAUUACUUCAGAUUGCCCCUACAAAGGAUCUGAAUCAAUCUUAUGCUUCGCCUGGAUCAAAUAUAAUGUUAUAGUGUGGCAUGUUUGACAUAAAUGCUUGCACACAAAUGGAAUGUCUGGUAGUUGGUGGCUCUUCUCAUCUGAGAAUGGUAAUUUGCUUUGGUAUGGUCUUGAUUUACAAUCCCUAGUCAGCAUUUGUUGUGACCUUUUGGGUAUGUGGGAAGAUACACUGGUAUUUCUUGUUGUGAAUACACUUGGUAACUGUAAUGAUUUAAUAUUGAGCUAAGAUUUUUUAGUGUGUUA
Messenger RNA from Hevea brasiliensis (rubber tree), 939 nucleotides. RefSeq lists its product as uncharacterized. NCBI's taxonomy places the organism in Eukaryota, Viridiplantae, Streptophyta, Magnoliopsida, Malpighiales, Euphorbiaceae. The transcript has 3 exons. The coding region runs from base 259 to 627 and encodes 122 amino acids. The record is from RefSeq and is a predicted model, not a curated record.